This is a messenger RNA of Medicago truncatula (barrel medic), 1039 nucleotides long. RefSeq names its product peroxidase 64. Gene Ontology annotation, biological process: hydrogen peroxide catabolic process; response to oxidative stress. Lineage: Eukaryota; Viridiplantae; Streptophyta; Magnoliopsida; Fabales; Fabaceae. The transcript is spliced from 4 exons. Bases 38 to 994 code for a protein of 318 amino acids. Gene Ontology annotation, molecular function: peroxidase activity; heme binding. The record is from RefSeq and is a predicted model, not a curated record.
UAAUUACAACAAAUUAAUUUCAAUUGUGAUUUGAAACAUGGCAUCAACUAUUGGAAUGGUGUUGCUCAUGAUGAUAAUGGUGUCCUUAACUUCUCUAGCAAGUGCAUUAAGUGUGAAUUACUAUGAACAUACAUGUCCUCAGGUAGAAUCCAUCGUGGCUGGUGCAGUACACAAAGCAACCAUGAAUGACAAAACAGUUCCAUCAGCUCUGCUUCGCAUGCAUUUUCAUGAUUGCUUCGUAAGGGGGUGUGAUGGGUCUGUUCUGUUGAAAACAAAGGGAAAGAAUAAAGCAGAAAAGGAUGGACCUCCAAACAUAUCAUUGCAUGCAUUUUAUGUAAUUGAUAAUGCUAAGAAAGCAUUGGAAGCAGUUUGUCCAGGGGUCGUGUCUUGUGCUGAUAUUUUGGCUCUUGCUGCUAGAGACGCUGUCACUCUGUCCGGAGGGCCAAAUUGGGAAGUACCAAAAGGAAGAAAGGAUGGUAUAAUCUCAAAGGCUACUGAAACGAGACAAUUGCCAGCUCCCACUUUCAACAUCUCCCAAUUACAACAAAGCUUCUCUCAAAGAGGACUUUCCUUGCAAGAUCUCGUUGCCCUCUCAGGAGGUCACACCCUUGGUUUUGCACAUUGUUCAUCCUUCCAAAAUAGAAUCCAUAAAUUCAGCCCUAAACAAGCUGUUGACCCUUCCUUAAACCCAUCAUUUGCAAGCAACCUCCAAAGCAAAUGUCACAUUAAAAACAAGGUGAAAAAUUCAGGGUCCCCAUUGGACUCAACUGCCACAUAUUUUGACAAUGCUUAUUACAAACUACUACUUCAAGGAAAAAGCAUACUCUCUUCUGAUCAAGCUCUACUUACUCAUCCAACCACUAAAGCAUUGGUUUCCAAAUAUGCUCAUUCCCAAAUGGAAUUUGAAAGAGCUUUUGUUAAAUCCAUGAUCAAAAUGAGUAGCAUCACCAAUGGUGGAAAACAGAUCAGGCUCCAAUGUAAUCUCGUUAGAUGAUCUCUAUAUAUAUGUUGUAUUUAAAUGGAGAAAAAAAAAAAAAAA